This is a messenger RNA of Jatropha curcas, 695 nucleotides long. It is a transcript of the gene ATOEP16-4, whose product is annotated as Mitochondrial import inner membrane translocase subunit Tim17/Tim22/Tim23 family protein. Gene Ontology annotation, biological process: protein insertion into mitochondrial inner membrane. The record is from RefSeq and is a predicted model, not a curated record. Gene Ontology annotation, cellular component: TIM22 mitochondrial import inner membrane insertion complex. Lineage: Eukaryota; Viridiplantae; Streptophyta; Magnoliopsida; Malpighiales; Euphorbiaceae. Gene Ontology annotation, molecular function: transmembrane protein transporter activity.
AACACAUCGUUUUAACUAAUCGACAUUGAUUUGUCCGGACUCGGAACCGUAAAAAACUCCCAAAAGAACCGGUAAUGAGAUAUGGAAGAAGAAGAUUUGAGCGGCGUCAUUCCGUGCUCUUCCCUCGCCGUUGAUUCCAUCCUCCGUGUAGGAACGGCUGGUGCGAUUUGGGGGUCAUGUGCAGGUCCGUAUGUUGCCCGCAAAAGAGGCUUGACCGGCGCAGCUUAUGCUUCCUUCGUUGCAAAGUCAAUCGGGAAAUUCGGCUUUCAAUGUGGGCUUGUUGCUGGAGUUUUUACUUUUUCCCAUUGUGAAGUUCAAAGAUAUAGGAAAAAGAACGAUUGGGUGAAUGCUCUAAUAGCGGGCGGUAUGGCAGGGGCAGCUGUUGCUGCUGGGACAAGAAGUUGGAGACAGGUUCUUGGGAUGGCUGGUCUGAUUUCUGCCUUUAGCGUUGCUAAUGACUGUUCCAAAACAUUAUAAAGCAUCUGUCGGUGGAAGGCUAGUUGUGGAGAAGUGAGGCGAUCUGCAGCCCUUAUGCAUGCCAUAUUACCAUAAUUACUGUUCAAUUAUUGCUUCCUAUUCGACUUCUCAUCACAUUGUUAUUUCAUAUAUAUGAUAUGAUGUUGAAUUUAGAAUAGGUUCAUUCAUUUUCUAGUUAAUUGAUUCAACUAGCUAAAUAAAUCAUUCCUUUGGUUCAA